Messenger RNA from Paramisgurnus dabryanus, 902 nucleotides. RefSeq lists its product as uncharacterized. The record is from RefSeq and is a predicted model, not a curated record. Gene Ontology annotation, biological process: biological process involved in interspecies interaction between organisms. NCBI's taxonomy places the organism in Eukaryota, Metazoa, Chordata, Actinopteri, Cypriniformes, Cobitidae.
AUGGAAGUACAAACCAUUUAUGAAAAUGAUGGAGAAAAAAAUCCUCAUUGGAACCCAUCUGGACCUUGGACACGGGGUCAGAACCGGACUGAAGCCCAAAACCGCAAAAGGAAUAGCUUCGUGUUGAUCACAGUGUUUCUUGGGCUCAUCUGUGUUUUACUGGUGGUUGGCAUUUUAGUGCUGUACAUCCAUCUCACAGCAGAGAGAGACCUGAUGAAGAGGAGCUACAUGAACAACGUUGAAGGCUACAAUGAAACUUUGAACAGCCUGAAGAUGAAUUACAAUCAACUGACCGUUGAGAAAGAAGAGUUAAAGAAAACCCUUAACUAUAUGAAUCAGAAGAAUUUGGAGUUAGAAACCAAAGUCAAGAAUUUGAACGAUGCACUAAUGAAGAAAUGGUCGUAUUUUAUAUCCAGUGAGAAGAAGAGUUGGUCUGACAGCAGGCAGUUCUGCAGGGAUCGUGGUCAAGAUCUGGUCAUUAUCAACACUGAAGAAGAGCAGAGAUACGUUUUUUCAAUCGCCAAGGAGGACGUGUGGAUUGGUUUGUCUGACAUAGCAGAGGAAGGAAAGAUGAAAUGGGUGGAUAAUACAACACUGGAUAAAGGUUUUUGGGGCCAAGGUGAGCCGAAUGAUCAAUAUGGAAAUGAGGACUGUGUUGUAAUACGGAGUUCUGCAGAAUCUUCCCUAAACAACUGGAAUGAUAUUCCAUGCACACAGACAAGAACAUGGAUUUGUGAGAAUCUGUGAAAAUCAAUGUUUUUAAAAAUCAAAAAUGCUUUUACUUACAUUUUAAAGUGGUCAUAUUAUGAGAUGCAUUAAAUAUGUAAAAUAAGUCUUUGGGGUCCCUAGAGUGCAAAUGUGAAGUUUUAGCUCAAAAUACCCCUAUAUUCUCUCUCUAUCUG